UCGACUAAGAGCAGUUAACUUAUAGUAAAAUAUGCGCGGAUACGAGUGAAGUCCAUUCAGAGCGCGCAGCAAUAGAUGAGAAUGAUUUAAAAAAAGAACAAUUACAAAACCCGUGAGUACGGAUACUUGUAAGAGUCAAAUCAAGUACAUGAUAUAGGAAGUAGUUCUAAUUAGGUGCAGUAUAACGAACGACUCCAGGGAUCCGGGCGGACGGUUAUUGAAUCGAUUCAAUAAUUAAACUAUUUAAAACAGGGUUUGGAAGAAAGAGUCGGCUUUGGCCAGCCCUCGCCCCAGCGCUUUUGGGAAGGGUUUUAUUUUGUGUUUCCACUGAACGCUAAUGCCCUGAUUUUGAAAGCCUGUUUUUUUUUUUCUUUAAAAAAAAAAGUCAAACCAGUUAUCCAAUAAAAUGGGAAACUCAAGAUGCAUAUCUAGUAGAAGCCGUCUUGAAACAAUGCCAUGUUUUUAUUGAUUAUCAAAAGAGCGCGCAGACUUUACCCCAGAUGCAAAAAGGCACCGAUUCUAAUUCAGCGUGCACGCUCGCUCGAGAUAUGGAGCGUGCUCAUCUGCUGACGUGUCAUAUUCAUAUCUGAUGAAAGAAAGGAGCUGUCUUCGUGCAGAAAUACCCUUCUGUCGAUUGCAGUCCAGUGGAAAAUCACCUCGCGCUGAGAGAGCUCGUUGCGGGUUUUUACUGAGACCACGAGCCACACUGAAUAUCUUGUGAAAGCAGCGUGCAUUAAACAGCUCCACAGCCUCUAUGUAGAUACACAUGAACCACAAGUUAAAAAUACACGCGUGCCCACAUGGAAACAGUACAACAGGAAGCACCAACGCGUGGUCGUUUCAGAUGGACGGAUCAAUCAAUAAGUUCACCUUCCCCGAACCAGACCCGAGCACCACGCCUGUCUGACCCACACAGCACCGCCCUUCAUUCCACUGCCUCGGGUCUGCAGAGCCCUGUGAGGCGGAUUGCAAACGAGCGCCUUGUCUCCAUGGAGCGCUUAGUGCGUAAUAGAAUGACCCGCAUUCUAACUGUGGCAACUUUCUACUCUGAAGUUUUUCUGUUUCUCAAUGCAAAUCCCGCUUAUUAUUUCGCUCGGGUCGGACAGCCCGUUACCUUCUCCUGUGUCUUCAAAGGGAAACUCCAAUCUACCGAUCGACUCCACUAUUUCCGAGACAACCCGAGCGGGGGAGUGAGCGAGCUGUUCCCUGGUCAAUGCGGAGAUCCGGGCUCCCAAUGCAGGAUCACCCGCACCGUAGAGGACAAUAGAGUCACGCUAACAAUCCGGGACACCCAGAGAAACGAUAGCGGGAGAUAUUACUGCGCUGAACGGAGUGGCAGCUACCUGAGAUUCUCAAACGCGUCCGUUGUGAUCGUGUCUGGAGAUGAUUCCUCUGUGAAUCGGUCAGUGUCUAUCCUGGGCCCCCUGGCUCUCUCCGGCAGCUCGCUCGAUUCCAACGCGACCCUGACAUUAGUGUGUCUAAUCCAAGGUCUCUCCCCGCCCUCGGUCCUGGUCCGUUGGUUCAUCUCCGGUAACCUCACGGAGGAGGGAACGCCGAGCUCCUGGAUCACAGUGAAGCAGGGCGGAGAGGGAGAGGGAGAGGGCGAGAGCUACGCCGCUACCAGCCCCCUGACGAUCCCGGUGGAGACUUGGAGAAACGGGGAUGAGUGCGCAUGCGAAGCGCAGUUGGACGGGAACACUUCUAUCCGCAGCGGGAGCAUUUCAUACGCUGCGAUUUACGGGGCGGGUCUGGUUGCAGAGCGGUGCCUGGUUCAGUACGCCGUGUUCUCCGGGGUCUCCCUCCUCGCUCUCUCCGCGGCUCUCUCCGCGGCUCUCUGCGGCUGGGCGCUGUGGACCCGCCGCCGCUUCAAACCAGCGUCCACUGAAGACUCCACCCCUGUAACUUACAAAACGACCCCCGGCAGCGGAGAUGCAAAGAGGAGAGGUGAAGAGGACAGCCUGGUCACCUACGCGAGAUUGGAGUUUGAAUCCCAGAAGAAGAACCAAAUGAAGAGACGCAUAUAAUAAUAAUAAUAAUAAUAAUAAUAAUAAUAAUAAUAAUAAUAAUAAUAAUAAUAAUAAUAAUAUUUGUCCAGUAAUGAUUUUGCUGGGGGGGAGGACCUACCUAAUAUAAAAGAGGUCAGUAUGAGGGUGUGGGAGGGUGGAGUUUACUGUCUGACGUCAGUGAUAGCCUAAGUAUGUGAUUAUUGUGUUUCUAGACAAUUAAUUCUUUUUUGAUCCAGGAUCCGUGUAAAUAGUUAUUUGCUGAUAGAACUUUUUUUUUUGUUGCUUUUUGUUCACAAUUAAAGUAUUUGUUUCUUUUAAUCCUCACACUGCGUGCCGGUCAGUCUGUCUGUCUGUCGGUGUGUCUGUGUGUCUGUCCCAAUCCUUUGUGUGGUGAUGCUGCUGCGGUCUGUUUCACUGCAAGGCACUGUUAACAUUGGAAUCGCUCAAACCACUUGUACUUUCAACAUGCCACC
Molecule: messenger RNA, 2479 nt
Organism: Polyodon spathula (Mississippi paddlefish)
Lineage: Eukaryota; Metazoa; Chordata; Actinopteri; Acipenseriformes; Polyodontidae
Exons: 8
Coding region: 801-2024 (407 amino acids)
Source: RefSeq, a predicted model, not a curated record